This is a messenger RNA of Micromonas pusilla CCMP1545, 834 nucleotides long. RefSeq lists its product as uncharacterized. Bases 1 to 834 code for a protein of 277 amino acids. The record is from RefSeq and is a predicted model, not a curated record. The transcript has a single exon. NCBI's taxonomy places the organism in Eukaryota, Viridiplantae, Chlorophyta, Mamiellophyceae, Mamiellales, Mamiellaceae.
AUGAGGCUCGCGCUCCCCGCCCUCAGAAGCGCGGCGUCGACGGCGUCGCGGCGGUCCGCGAGUCGAGCGGCGGCGACGGUCCGAGGCGCGCCGUCGACCGCGGCGGCAGCGGCGGCGAUGCGACGGCGGGGACGCGGAAUCUCAAACGGACGCCGUGGACGACGCGGAAUCUCGCUCUUCUCGGCCACCGCGUCGUCGUCGUCCUCCUCCUCCUCCUCGACCCCCGCGUCUUCGAUCUACGGCAACCCCGCGCUCUACGAGCUCGCGUUCGGGUUCAGAGACUUCGACGACGAGGUCGCGUUCGUGAAGCGCGUCAGCGAAACGCUCGGCGUCGGCGCGUUUCGCUCGAUGCUCGAGCUCGGCGCCGGCCCGGCGUGGCACACGACGUCCGCGGCGUCCAUCGACGGCGUCCGCGCGGUCGCGGUGGAUCUCGACGCCGCGAUGGUGACGCGCGCGAACGAGCGCAUCGAGGAGGCGGGUUUGGGAUCGCGCGCGACGGCGAUGCGCGGCGACAUGAUCCGUCUCGACGUCGACGCGACGCGACGCGCGCUGGCGGAGAUGAUGGGGGGUCCCGGCGGCGGGGCAUCCGACGAAAGCGACGGCUUCGACGCCGCGUGCGUGCUCCUUGGAACCGCCGCGCACCUCGUGGAGACCGCGGACGCGAUCGCGACGUUCGAGUCGAUCGGGAGGUGCCUCAAGCCCGGCGGCGUGUGCGUGCUGGAGCUGGAGCAUCCCUACGACCUCUUCGACGGGGGAUUGUUAGGCGCGUCGUUCUUUUCUACGCGACACUGGUCCCCAUACGACCGCGUUCGCGUUGUGAACUUCAUUCCUUAA